AUGUCGGUGGUCAACGCAGUGAACCGGGCACAGAAAAAGGCUCGUGGGGCGCCGCCUAUGUUGCCUGGAGGUAUGACGCCGAUGCCGCAGAUGGUAUGGUGGGAUGAUGCCUCAGCAGAUGUGGGGGAAGGUGACACCUACACCUCAGAAGAUGAGCAGGCGUCCGUGUCGUCUACUGUCCCGCCCAAGGCUGCAGGCAUUCCUUUGCGGCAGGAGUCGUCUGCUGUACCAGCAGAGGAUGGUGUCCAGCACCACCAGCGUCUACCAGAUGCCUUAAUUUCCCGCUCAGUUGUCAACAAGUUCAGCCUGGUGUUGACGGAUGAGAACAUCCGAGCCAUUGCCUGUGACUUGGGAUGGCAGGAUGAAUGGCUGAUCACCAACAGGAAGGUGAAGGGCCGCUGUGCAACCAUGAAGCUCGGGAAGCCAUCUUCUGUGGUCACACCUUUCAUCGACUAUGCCUCAUUGAGUGGUGCAUUUGUGCGAACAAGGGUCCACAAGACUGUCCAUUUCGCUGUCGCCCGGAUGCUUCCUCGAGUCUUGGCGAUGUGCGCAGUGGCAGUUGGCGAGGAGGAGAACCCUGAUGAGGAGACAGAGGCGGCGGCAGUUGUGAAUCCGGAGGAUAUCCAAGCGGCCCAGGAAGAGAUUGCGGCCAAUGUGUUUCAUUGGGUGAUGACUGUGUGA
Messenger RNA from Durusdinium trenchii, 681 nucleotides. The record is from the annotation of a GenBank genome assembly. NCBI's taxonomy places the organism in Eukaryota, Dinophyceae, Suessiales, Symbiodiniaceae.